AUUUCAACUCAUUUUUCCUUUUUAUUAACUGAUGACCGAGCAGAACCGGUGCCAUUAUGAAUAUCAACUUUCAAUUUAAGAAGGAUCAUUCAUUUGAGAAGCGGCGUGCAGAGGGUGACAAAAUACGCCGUAAGUAUCCGGAUCGUGUGCCACUCAUCGUGGAGAGGGCACCGAAUACCCGACAUGCUGUGCUCGACAAGAAGAAAUUUCUGGUUCCCAAUGAUCUGACAGUGGGUCAAUUCUAUUUUCUUAUACGCAAACGCAUUCAACUGCGACCGGACGAUGCUCUAUUUUUCUUCGUGAAUAACAUCAUUCCACCAACAUCGGCCACGAUGGGCUUGCUGUAUCAUGAGCAUCGCGAAAAGGACUACUUCCUCUAUAUGGCCUACUCCGACGAGAAUGUCUACGGACAGGAACAUCAGACUCAAACGUAGCUCGUCAAGACCGACACCAGUUUAUCCUUCAACAUGGUUACAUCCACAUAAAUUGCAGUCCAUCAAUAAAAUUCAGUUUCACAGUUGAAAUUCAA
This is a messenger RNA of Drosophila grimshawi, 529 nucleotides long. RefSeq names its product gamma-aminobutyric acid receptor-associated protein. Gene Ontology annotation, cellular component: autophagosome membrane; cytosol; autophagosome. Bases 57 to 434 code for a protein of 125 amino acids. Gene Ontology annotation, biological process: autophagosome assembly; autophagy of mitochondrion; macroautophagy. NCBI's taxonomy places the organism in Eukaryota, Metazoa, Arthropoda, Insecta, Diptera, Drosophilidae. The transcript has a single exon. The record is from RefSeq and is a predicted model, not a curated record. Gene Ontology annotation, molecular function: GABA receptor binding; ubiquitin protein ligase binding.